AUGGCUACCUUCAGGUCCGCCGCGUCCAAGGCCGUCCACCUCAAGGUUUACCCGCGCCCGGCCACGCUCAGCGAGAGCCGCGAGCUCCUCCACGUCCUCCAGCAGUUCGGCGAAGUGACCAUGUUUAAAAGCCUUCGGUUUGACUACCUCCAACCCGCCCAGAAUUCCUGUCUCGCCAUUUACCGAGACUCCACCUCCGCUGCCAGCCUGCUCAAAGCGUCGCCGUUGCGUUUCACGCUCGAACCCGUUGGUGGCGACCACGUUGGCGAGCCUCACGAGCAAACUUCUCAGUCGGCCCGGGAGGAUGCAACGGCGCCGGCGCUAGGUGCCGACCUGGAUCUAGACGUGGUGGACGUCAUGGACGACGCCGAGUUCACCAUCAAAGACGGCCCUAGCAAGCCCGGCGCUGAGGAAAUGAUCCGCCCAAGCACGCUUUUGAACCAGACGAUCAAUGCUUUCCUCAAGCGUCACGAAGCCGCCCAGUCGGCCCAACACGACACAGCCUCGAGCGAUGUUUCGGACGGUGCCCGAUCCGAGACCAGCUCCGCGAGCCCGGACACCGAAGUGGUCAACCAAACCGAACCCGACUAUGCCGCCGAGCAGCAGCCAGGCCCGGAUUCCGCGCCCAAGCACGUCCCUGAGCCGCAGCGUACACGCGUGUUCCACGUGGUGGCGGACACAUCGGAAAUGAAUCAUCGAGACUACAUCGAGCGCACCUUCUGGUACGGUCCUUAUAAUCCGCGGGCGCGGACCAACUCGUUUAUGGACCUAACUACGAGAGGUGUGCCGUCAGCCAUUGCCGACAUAAAGGCGAGGAAGCCGGAGCGGCCGAUGAGGCAAGUCGAGAGACUGCGUGAGAAGGCCUCUCGUAGGCCCACACUCAGACAGAUCUGGCAGCAGGGACAACAGCAACGUGCACACGAGUUGGGCUCGUCAAAAGGACCUGCAGUUGACGAAGCGAGGUGA
Messenger RNA from Lasiodiplodia theobromae, 966 nucleotides. Its product is annotated as Pal1-like protein. The transcript is spliced from 2 exons. Bases 1 to 966 code for a protein of 321 amino acids. The record is from RefSeq and is a predicted model, not a curated record. Lineage: Eukaryota; Fungi; Ascomycota; Dothideomycetes; Botryosphaeriales; Botryosphaeriaceae.